UUUCAGAAAAGGUUGAGUUGCAUGAUAAAGUUGUUCUUGGAAGAUGUGUUUGGUAAUGAUGUAGUGUAAUAUGAGAGUAAGGAAUUCCUUUUACUUUAAAAAGUAUUAUUGUGAGUGAGAUUUAAGCGAUCAGAAAACCCAAGCUCCUUCUCAUUUCAGCCCUAUGUAUUGAAAAAACCUGUUGCAUGUUCACCCACAACUGGUAAGUUGGGGUUUAUGUGGCCAGUUAUCUAUCCAUGUUUGGCUUUACCUAAGCUAUGGAAAUAAUCAGGUUUCAGAUGUGUAUUUCCAACAGUGCAAUUUAUUUCUUUAGGUUUCUGUAGGCAAGUAAGUUAGCUAAGGAAACAUUGAAAUAUGGAGCUCAACACAUAAAGCUUACACAUUCUGCUUCAGUGGUUUAUGGUUGUCCUUCUCUCCUCCCUAAGGACAUUCAUACCAUUGUAAUGAAUUUUAAAUUGUCUCUAAACAUUAUUAAUUUUGGACAUGUUCUCCUGUCGAAGGUGCAUUGGUUCUUCUGGAGUCUGUAGCAUCUCCCACCUGAUAAUUUUUGAAGGGGUUUUGUAGAUGUCCUACAAACCAGUUCCGUUUCUAACCAACUGCAGUGAGGAAGAGCACUGACACCUCAGAGCCCUGUGGAGUUGCUGGAGUAGAUCAGUAAAUCAGCAGAUAUUUCAAAGAUGAUUUGGCUCCCACUGGGACUUGGAGAUCUGAUGUCACAAUGAGGACUCACACCCGGGGAGCCCCAAGUGUGUUUUUCAUACACGUGAUGUGCUUCGCCUUUGCUUGCGGCGCCAGGGAGGACGCGGAUGCCAUGGUUCCUUUUGUCAAUGCCAACUACGACAGCUAUCCCAUGCUCUACUUUUCCAAGGGGGACGUGGAGGGUCUGCGUCUCCAGGCAGCAACCACGCACCGGCACAUCGCAGCUCGUCUGAUGGAGGCAGUGCAGACAAUGCUGUCGAACCCCCUGGAGUACCUCCCACCCUGGGAUCCGAAGGAGUUCAGUGCUCGGUGGAAUGAGAUUUAUGGCAACAACCUGGGGGCUUUGGCAAUGUUCUGUGUUCUCUACCCUGACAACACUGAAGCCAUUGGCAUGGCCAAGGAUUACAUGGAGAGGAUGGCAGCUCAGCCUAGUUGGCUAGUGAAGGAUGCUCCAUGGGAUGAGGUCCCUCUUGCCCACUCCUUAGUUGGCUUUGCCACAGCUUAUGACUUCUUGUACAGCUAUCUUAGCAAGACUCAACAGGAGAGAUUUCUUGAGGUAAUUGCCAAUGCUUCGGGAUAUAUGUACGAAACAUCAUACAGACGAGGAUGGGGUUUCCAGUACCUCCAUAACCACCAGCCUACCAACUGUGUGGCCCUGCUGGCUGGAAGCCUGGUUCUGAUGAAUCAAGGCUACCUUCAGGAAGCUUACUUAUGGACCAAGCAAGUGUUGGCAAUCAUGGAGAAGUCAGUAGUCCUGCUGCAGGAGGUCACAGAUGGCUCCCUUUAUGAAGGGGUGGCUUAUGGCAGCUACACAACCAGAUCACUGUUUCAGUACAUGUUUCUUGUCCAAAGGCACUUUGAUAUCAAUCACUUCAACCACCCUUGGCUCAAGCAGCACUUUGCGUUUAUGUACAGGACUGUCCUGCCAGGGUUUCAGAGAACUGUGGCCAUCGCAGACUCCAACUACAACUGGUUCUAUGGGCCAGAGAGCCAGCUGGUGUUUCUUGACAAAUUCGUCAUGCGCAAUGGCAGCGGGAACUGGUUGGCAGACCAGAUCAGAAGGAACCGGGUGGUGGAGGGCCCAGGGACUCCAUCCAAAGGGCAGAGGUGGUGCACUCUCCACACUGAAUUUCUCUGGUAUGAUGCAAGUUUGCGCUCCAUCCCUCCACCGGACUUUGGGGUUCCAAAGCUGCAUUACUUUGAGGACUGGGGAGUGGUAACCUAUGGAAGUGCUUUGCCAGCUGAAAUUAACAGGCCUUUCCUUUCCUUCAAGUCGGGAAAGCUGGGAGGACGUGCAAUAUAUGAUAUUGUUCAUAAGAACAAGUACAAAGAGUGGAUUAAGGGAUGGAGGAACUUUAACGCUGGCCAUGAACACCCAGACCAGAACUCCUUUACUUUUGCUCCCAAUGGCGUACCUUUCAUUACAGAAGCUCUGUACGGGCCAAAAUAUACUUUUUUUAAUAAUGUCUUGAUGUUUUCCCCAGCUGUGUCCAAGAGCUGCUUCUCCCCAUGGGAAGGGCAGAUUACAGAGGACUGUUCUUCGAAAUGGCUUAAAUAUAAACAUGAUUUGGCUGGUGACUGUCAGGGACGAGUGGUUGCUGCCAUGGAGAGAAGCGGGGUGGUUUUUAUCAGGGGAGAAGGAGUGGGGGCAUACAAUCCUAAACUGAAGCUGAGAAAAUUGCAAAGAAACCUCAUACUUCUUCAUCCUCAGCUUUUGUUGCUGGUGGACCAGAUCCACCUAGAAGAUGACAGCCCUCUGGAGGCAGCAACCAGUUUCUUCCACAAUGUGGAUAUGCCUUUUGAAGAAACAGUUGUUGAUGAGAUCCAUGGAGCAUUCAUUAGACAUCGUGAUGGGAUAUAUAAGAUGUACUGGAUGGAUGACACUGGCCACAGCGAGAAAGCUACCAUUGCCUCAAGGAUGUAUCCGCGGGGCUACCCUUACAAUGGAACAAACUAUGUGAAUGUAACGACUUUCCUGCGACACCCCAUCACCAGAGCCAUUUACUUGUUCAUUGGGCCCUCCAUCGAUGUGCAAAGCUUCACUGUCCGUGCAGACUCGCGGCAGCUGGAUGUUUUUGUCACCACCAAUGAGCACUCCUAUGCAGUUUACCUGUGGACUGUGGAGGAUGGGCCCCGUUCUGCCUUUGCACAGGUUACUGCGGGCCGUCAGAAAAUUGUCUUCGAUCGAACGUCUGCCAUUAGGAACUUUGCAGUGCCAGAAGUGAAGGACUACACUGGGAUCGUGGAGAGGAACCUGCAGCAUUUUAAGCCUGUUUUCCAGCAGCUUGAGAAGCAGAUCUUAUCUCGUGUACGAAACACAGCUAGCUUUAGGAAGACUGCUGAACGCCUGUUGAGGUUUUCAGAUAAGAGACAGACAGAGGAGGCCAUUGAUAGAAUAUUUGCAAUCUCACAGAGGCAGCAGCAGCAGCAGCAUGGAAGAGCAAAAAAAAAUAGAAAAGUAGCCAAAGGCUACAAAUUUGUUGAUGCUGUUCCUGACAUUUUUGCACAAAUUGAGGUAAAUGAAAGAAAAGUGCGACAGAAGGCACAGACUCAAGCACAAAAAGAGUUGCCUGUAGAUGAAGAUGAGGAAAUGAAAGAUCUUUUGGAUUUUGCAGAUAUCACUUAUGUGAAACACAAAACUGGAGUAUCAAUCAAGGGCCGAUCAGGGCUGGCACAGAUGGUGGCAACCACUCGAAGUAGCACCCCAUCAAUAUCAGCCUCUUAUACCCGCCUCUUUCUAAUUCUCAACAUUGCUAUUUUUUUUGUCAUGUUAGCAAUGCAGCUCACAUACUUUCAGAAGGCCAAGAGACUGCAUGGCCAAAGAUGUCUGUAUGCAAUACUUUUAGUAGAUAGCUGUAUAUUAUUGUGGCUGUAUUCCUCCUGUUCUCAGUCACAAUGUUAGCUGAAGAUCUCUACUAGUCGACCAGUUUAUGGUCAUAUAUGUCUAUGCAAAAGCAUUAACCCUAAUAGGGCCAAAGUUUAUGUUCUUUUCUUUCUGAAACAUUCCAAAAACAGCUGGGGAAAGAUUGGUUUCAAACCAGAAAGGAUUGACAAAUUAGGCAGGCAAUGAAUUUCUCAGAAAACUAAGUACUUAGUAAGUACUCCUCCUUUGAGUUUUGAGUUGGGCCUCACAUCUAAGGGAACGUUAUGCUUUGUUCUUCAGAGUUUGGUAAUGCAAAGCUGUAAUUAAUUUUUUGGUGAGAAGAGCCCUCUUAAGAUACAUGUUUCUAAGGGCUUUUUUUUUUUUUAAUGUGGAAUUGCAUUUGCAUUUAGUGACUUUUCAUUUCCAGGCUGCUAUGGAUGUUUGUGGACAUUCUCUUAAGGAAAGGAUAUUCAAUCACAAGUAUGCAGGGCAGAUCUUAGCAGCAGAUGCCAUUUCUCUCUGCCAAACCAAAGAAUAUUUAAUUGUGGGAUGCUCCUGUAUAAUUAUUUCAGACACUUCCAUCAUGUCAUCUCUUCCAUCCUUUACAGUCUGGCACAGUUGGAGGUGGCAAUCCUGUCAGUACUUACUAAAGACCAGCACAAUGUUUAGUAGGCAGCAACAGAAGGAGAAGAAUAAGGAGCUGGUUUGAAGUACAAAGGAAGACAAUUCUCAGGAAAUAAAAACUUUUUUCAGUCAAGAGUAGACUGCAGAAAGAUGAAUGUUGUGAGGUCUGUUCUCGAUUUUUCAAGACAGGGUUUCACAAAAGUUUUCCAUAGUUUGAAGUGCAUCUUAGUAGAGAAAUAAUGUUCUUCUACAUGCACUUGUAAAAAUACAAAAACCAAAGCAAUCCUGUGGUAACCUCAACAAUUGCCAGUAGGGAAAAAGAGGUAUUACGGAAGUAUUUAGUGUCUUUUUUUUCUGUUCACAUGGCUAGAAACAGAGAACAGUUAAAAUUAUGUGUAUGAUCUGUUCUCUAUAAAGCACCAGGAAGCAUUCUGCAAGCUCUCGGUGGCCCCUGGAUCAAUUAUUUGGGGAUUAGUGGUAAAUGAAAUCAUGUGGUUUACGGCAAAAAUAAGUUUGACAUCUCCACAUAUAUUCCCUUCUGAUCAUUCAACUGAUUUUAAGAAAUCAUAGCUAUUUGAGAGAAUGGAAAAUCUAUGGAACUGGGGCAUAUCUGUAUGUCUUUACAGGAAAAUAAUUUUUCCAGUACAUUUGAUAAAUAAAAAUAUUAUAAUUUUCUCUUUGGAAAAAAAUGUUUCUCUUUGAUUACAAUAUUUUUCCUGUUAAUUACAGUAAUUAUGUUCAUCAGCACUUUGUUCAAACCGUAAAACUUCGUUUCCUUUUCCUUACAGCCAUUUAGGUAUGUUAUCUACAUUGCUAUUUUUAAGCCUUCUGGAGAUUAUGCAUUAAAAUAUGCUGAGCUUUUCUUGUCUAGACAUCUUCAGUGAAUAGAUCGGAACAUUUUCGUUAGGUUCCAGAUACUGAGCCAUAUCAGCACUGUGUUCACAUACAGAAGCCCUGCUGUGAUCUUCAAUGCCUGGAUUGAAUUGACAAAAUUAGACAUUUUUAGUCUAGGCAAAGAUGUAUGAUCCCAGUUAAUUUCUGCUUCAUCUGCUGGCAGUGAAGAAAGAGCCUUCAGAUAGCUGAAACACCUUCAAAGAGAAGCACCUUCAAGACAUACAUUUCCAUGCUAACUGAAAAAGAUGUGUAGGGUUGUUAGUCACCCGUUUCAAAUCACUCAGUUAAUUGCUGCAGGAAGUUAAGGGUGAAGGAAGCUGACUGGUUGUAUGUUUGUGAUGUUACAGUGUAAGUAUGAGUAGGUUGUGAGAGGCUGUGUGUCACUAGAUGUUUCCUUUCUGCCUUUGCGCAGGGAUAACAGGAAGACAUACAGAAAUAGUUGCUGGAUUAUGGUCAUUUUCAAAGACUCUGUUGGUUGGUUUUUUUUAGUAUUCUUGUCCUCUCUGGAGAUGGUUGAACCUUUAGAAAAAUGACACGCUGUGAUGACUGUGAGCCUUUGUUAGACUAAUGUAAUCAGGGGUAUUUGUACAAAUCUUUCACUGUAAUUGACAAUCAUCUAUGUUUGCUCUGUGUCAGUUUGCCAUUACUUUGUUGGACAGUCAGCUGCAGAAAGCUAAACUCUAGUCUGAAUAGCUUUUGAGAAGUACCUGCAUUUCCUGGCUGGCUGUGUACAGUGUGCCACCCAAACUCUAGCAUAGGAUUAGUAUGUGUAUCCAAUGAAACUGCAGAGUUAUGGAAAGUAAGAUAUGGUUGUGGACAUUAGCUCUUGUUCACAUGAUACUUCUCUGCACCACUGUAGCGAUUUGAAGAUGAAAAGGUGGGUACAAGACAUCGCUGUGCUCACAGCCAGGUCUUAAGGCAGCUUGUAAAGCAGACCCACAUUUAAAUGUGGUGUGAGUAUACAUACAAUGAUGGAGUGAAGGGAAAUGAAAUAAUCUCAUGUACUUCUUUACUUAUUCUUUUCUAUAGUGAAGCCUUUUAAAAGUACUUAUCUAAUGUUUAUUUAAGUUUUGUUUCAGUUUUUUGCUUCCAUUCUUCUUCCCCCCUCUUCUUCCAUUUCUCAUUCCUUAGCAAAGCUCAUCAUCUUUUCUAAUGGAAUCUGAAGCAAGUGGAAUGAAGAGCAAACGUAUCUUUGAUGUCUGAGAUUAGCAUCUUGGGCCAGAAGUGUCUGUGUACAGAGUACAGUGCAAGCCAGGAAGAAAUAAUUCAAGCCUUCAGAUAGUGACAUGCCCUGAUAAAGCUGCCUGGGCUUUACUAGGAAGUAUAGUGAGGACGAGCAAGAACAUGGCAUCAGCCCAGCUAGCCCUAGUGGCUGGUUGGAGUCCAUAAUGCCUGUUGGCAUAAGAGAGGAUACUAUCCUUGCCUUUGGGUCAUUAGUCCAGAAUAAAAAAGAGCAGCAAUCACAGUACCCUGUGUGUUUAUGGUGCUGAGUGCCUCUGCCAGUUUUAUCUGGUCUGGGUAUACUGAACCACAAAAUGUCAUUGUAUGGUAUCCAUUAGCAAAGUUAUCUUUCGCUUCCUAUUUAAAAUGCACUCACACUACAAAGUGUUUCUGGCAUAUGCCUCUGCUCCCGUUCUUAGACUGCCUCUUUUUGCUUUCUGAAAAUGUUCAUGUUCUACAUCUCUGGCCACAGGAAAACAUGGCUAUUCUACAGUUGAUUUCUCUCAACUUCUGUUCAGUACUUGAUUUUUUGUCAUGCAAAUUUGUUUUAGGGCUGCAGUCUAAAUUAACUUGAAUUUAGUUCAGUGUAUUCUAAGCGGUGCAAUCUGGUUCUUAGAUUUGUAAGUGAUUUAUGAGAUUAUCUAAAAACUGGAUGUAUAUGUUAUAUACAUCAUUGUGACUAAAGGAAGCAAAGGGAAUGGAGUGCAUUACCUCAUUUCUUAAAUCUUUGAAGAUUGAAGUUGAUUCUGAAGUAUUGUGUGUCUGAAAUGCGAAUUCUUCCGUUACCUAUGUAUUUUCCAGUGAUUAAUUUUUUUUCUUAGUUUUUGAAAGAAUAGUGUCUGGAAAAUAUAUGUAUUUCUGCAUUAGGCCAUUACAAGCAUAUUUAUUGGGUCUGUGAAAGUCUUACUUUGGAUCAUAUACGCUUUUGUCUAACUUUAAUCCUUUUGCUCUGGCUACUCUGUUAGAAUUCAGAAGGAUAACUUUAAGCUAGUAAGUCAGACUCAGCUAAUGGAGGCCAGAUUUUAUUUUCUGUCCUUUCUUGACUCCAGGAGAACUCUGCAGCAAGAGGCCUAUGUGAUCUAGUGCUGAGUGUAUCCAUAUGGUACUCAGCACUCAACCUGUUUUCUAAAUGAGUUCAACCUUGAAACAAAGCACUUCAAAGAAUAUAAAAACUAGCAUCAGUUUUUCUCCUGAUAAUAGCUAAUAAAGAUGAGUGAUUAAUUUAA
Numida meleagris (helmeted guineafowl) is the source of this 7527-nucleotide messenger RNA. RefSeq names its product dermatan sulfate epimerase (gene DSE). The transcript is spliced from 6 exons. Lineage: Eukaryota; Metazoa; Chordata; Aves; Galliformes; Numididae. The record is from RefSeq and is a predicted model, not a curated record. Gene Ontology annotation, molecular function: chondroitin-glucuronate 5-epimerase activity. The coding region runs from base 719 to 3601 and encodes 960 amino acids.